AUGGACGAGGUGGCGCGCGGCCACGGGUUCCUGCCAGUGUUCACCGGUGCCGAGUGCUCCUACAUUUGCAACGCCUUGCGCCGAGCGUCCGAUUAUCGUUUCCGUUUAAGAUGUGAGAAUGCCGACGGACAAGGUCCGUGGUCUCGAGAAGUAACCUAUCGUACGUUACCCGAGAGGCCCGGAAUCCCCAGCAGACCGACACCAAAGGGAAAAAUACACUCACGAGCAUUCCGACUUAGGUGGGAUCCACCCUCGGACGACGGGGGUGCUUCUAUUGAAAAUUAUACGCUGGAAAUCGACGGAGGUGAAGGUUAUCAACCUACUUACAAUGGACCCGAGCGGGAGGCGCACUGCGAUCGCUUGCAACCUGGAGUCCAAUACCGCGCUCGUGUGCGUUGUGCCAACGUGGCCGGCGAAAGCGACUGGUCAACUACUGAAACGAUCACGACGGAGGCGACGUGUCCCGGCGCCUGCUCCGCUCCCGAGAUGGCGGCCGAGCCGAGAGCCACAUUAAUAGCGGUGCGAUGGCGACCGCCGGAUUGUAACGGCGGUUCGCCGCUUACCGAGUACAGGGUGGAGAUCGUCGAUGGAGAUGGCAUUGUACGUUUGGCGCAUUCGUCACUCGAGAGAGAAUGCACCGUCCGCGAGUUGCAGCCGGGAUGCGAAUAUCGAUUGUGGGUCGUCGCCUGCAAUAAAGUGGGCGCGGGUCCGCCGUCGCCAGCGCUACAUUUUACGACGGCAGCUGCACCCCCUGAUGCGCUUGAAACUCCCAUCGCCCACGUCGAAAACGCGCGAACCGCUCGCCUCGAAUGGCACCCGUCCCGCGAUAAUGGCGCUCCGAUCCUGGACUAUCGACUCGAAAUGAGUGCAACGAAUGUCGAUGAUGCUUUCGCAGAAGUGUAUCGUGGUCGCGAUACGGUUUGUGUGGUUUCGAAGUUGACGCCGUUCUCGCCGUACUUCUUCAGAGUGUGCGCCACAAAUUCAGCUGGCCGGGGAGCGUGGUCGGGCGUCCGCGACGUUUUAACUCCGCGCGCUCCUCCCGCUGCACCAACUGGGAUUCGUCACGAGGCGACAGCGGACAGUCUGCGUCUUCACUGGCGCUGUCCAGCGAGUCACGGCGCGGACAUCCUACGUUACCGUGUGGAAGUCGACGAGUCCUCGUUCGAGACGGAUGGUCCGAUACCGGAACAUCUAGUAGAAGGCCUCGUACCUGAUACAGUUUAUCGGGUGCGUGUGGCGGCGUUCAACGAGCUGGGAAUGGGCGAGUGGUCGGAGGAAUCGCGCGCGGCGACACGUCCACGGCCUCCCGCGCCGCCCGAAUUGCACUGUGCUCUAGUCGCGCAUAAUUUUAUCAAGCUGGAGUGGGAGGGCGCAGAGGGAAGCGUGUACUGUGUGGAGAUGCGCGCGGCGGAGUCGCGCGAGUUCCGGCCGGUAUACCGAGGCUCGGCGCGCAGCUGCAAGGUGAAGAAGCUGCGCGAGGCGACGGCGUACUGGUUCCGCAUCCGCGCUAGCGACGAGCGUGGCGGGCGCGGCUCGUGGGGCGCUCCGCUGGGCGCGCGCACAACGGCCGCACCGCCGCCCGCGCCGCGCCCGCCCGCGCUGCACUUGCCCGCGCCGCGCUGUGCCACCGUCGCAUGGGACCCGCUCGACAACGCACACUACGUGCUGCAGUGCGCGCGCACCAAGGACGCCGUUUACAAACAGGUGUACGCGGGCAACGAGACGCAGUUCACGCUGGAGGAGCUGGAGCAGGGCGCAGAGUACCUGGUGCGCGUGUGUGCGGUGCGUGGCGGGCUAGCGGGCGCGUGGUCGGCGGCGGCGCGCCUGGCCGUGCCCGCGGCCGCGCCCGCGCCCGCCGCCGCGCCGCGCGCCCGCCGUCCGCGCGCGCGCCCGCUGUCCCCGCGCCGCGCCGCGCUGCUCAUGGCCGCCGGCUUCCUGCUGCUGGCGCUGCUGGUGGCCGCGCUCCUGCAGCGCCUCGUCGAGCCGCGCCCGUGA
Molecule: messenger RNA, 1995 nt
Organism: Parnassius apollo (apollo)
Lineage: Eukaryota; Metazoa; Arthropoda; Insecta; Lepidoptera; Papilionidae
Source: the annotation of a GenBank genome assembly